This is a messenger RNA of Culicoides brevitarsis, 2398 nucleotides long. RefSeq names its product ceramide transfer protein (gene cert). Gene Ontology annotation, biological process: ER to Golgi ceramide transport. Gene Ontology annotation, molecular function: lipid binding. The record is from RefSeq and is a predicted model, not a curated record. The transcript has 7 exons. Lineage: Eukaryota; Metazoa; Arthropoda; Insecta; Diptera; Ceratopogonidae. Bases 266 to 2047 code for a protein of 593 amino acids.
ACAGACAUUUAUUUUUAUCAGCAAACAAAUCGAAUUCUCCAACUUUGAUAGUAAACAAACAACAAAUCAGCACAUCAAUCGUCGAGUUUAGCGCAAAAACGUUCAUCUACCAAAUAAUGAUUCGAUGUUAAGAUUUUUGAGCGAAAAAACAGCAAAUAACUGCAUAAUAUUUGGAGCUUACGUCGUCGUCGUCAUCGUUCGGUGCGCGAUAAGAAGACCGAACGUCGUUAAUUAAACACGAGAAGGCAGAGAAAAAUUAGUCAUCAUGGUCGAUGAAGUGAAUUCACAAUCAACAACGCCGCCGGACGAAGCAGAAGUUCACGAGCUCGCCGGCAAUAUGGGAUCAUCGGAUAUCGUUUUGAAAGGAUAUUUGAGCAAAUGGACAAAUUACAUUCACGGAUGGCAACCGCGUUAUAUGGUGUUGCAGGAUAAAACGCUGUCUUAUUAUAAAUCCGAGGAAGAUUCUGACUUUGGAUGUCGUGGCUUAAUAAGUUUACAAAAGGCAACUAUCAAAUCUCACGAAUUCGAUGAGUGCCGUUUCGAUGUCGCCGUCAACAACAACGUGUGGUACCUGCGCGCCGAUUGCCCCGAAGACAAGCAAAAUUGGAUCGAAGUCCUGCAAUCGUACAAAACGGAGGCCAUCAACAGCGACAAUUCCAACAAUUUACGACGCCAAAAAUGGGGCUCGAGCGUUUCGUUGCAAUCGCAGACCUUAUCGACUGCCAGCGGAUGCGAAAUUGAUCGCACGGGACGAACUCUGAGGGAAAAAUUACACGAAAUCGAGACUUUUCGUGACAUUUUGUACAAUCAAAUUGACACUUUGCAACGAUAUUUUGACGCAGCAGCGCAAAUCGGGGCUAAACCCGUCAACGGAAGCGAAUCUCAAGGCACGGAAUUAGGCGAGGGACUAAAAACGAUCGAUUUCAAGGGAGAAGCGAUCACUUUUCGCGCGACAACUGCCGGAGUUUUGACGACGUUGCAACAUUGCGUGGAUAUUAUCGUGCAAAAAGACGAGAAUCUCAAGAAAAAAUUGGACAAAGAAAUCGAACGCAGGAAAAAAGCCGAAGAACAAGUCGCCGCAUGCAAGGAAGAAUUGGAAAAAUCCAAAAAGGCGUCUCUUUUGGGACCGGACCUUGAAGAAGGUCCCCAUUCACAAAUUCCAGAAGAUGAAUUUUUCGAUGCAGUUGAAAUUGGCUUGGAAAAGAUCGAAGAGGCGCGCGAGACGAGAGUUCGGUUGAAAUUACAAUCGCAACAAUCCCAAAUUGACUCAACAAACGACAUCGUAGUUGAAGGCGAAGAAGACUUUGGCACAGGGAAACUUGCUCGCUCGCAUCGUCUCUGGCCCGAAAUUGAUCGUGUGUGCAAAGAACAGAUGCAUUAUGCACGUCAAGGUGUCGGCGAAGGCGGAAACGGAUGGCAAAUUUUCGCCGAUGAAGGAGAACUUAAAAUGUACCGACGAGAAGUCGAAGUCGAUGGCAUGGUAAUGGAUCCCCUGAAAUCGUGUCAUGUCGUAAAAGGCGUCACAGCACGCGAAAUGUGUCAUUACUUCUUCAUGCCCGAGUUCCGUAACGAUUGGGAGACGACGCUCGAGGACAUGCAAAUACUCGAAAAAAUUUCGCCUGACGCGUUGGUGUUCCUGCAAACGCACAAACGUAUUUGGCCCGCUAGUCAACGAGAUGCCUUGUUUUGGUCGCACAUGCGAAAAAUUGACGACGAUUUUGAUAAGGAGGCGCACGAUACGUGGGUCGUGUGCAAUCAGAGCGUCGAACAUCCAGAUUAUCCGCCCGCAAACCAAGGAAAAUGUGUUCGCAUUUACCUCACAGUCAUCCUGCUUUGUCAAACGUACAUAGCUGAACCCAAAAAUGGCAAGCCCCUAAGUCGCGAUGACAUCACGUGCAACUUGACGUACUGCUCUGUCGUAAAUCCCGGCGGAUGGGCGCCAUCAACCGUCCUACGAGCGAUCUACAAGAAGGAAUAUCCAAAAUUCCUGAAACGCUUCACGAGUUACGUGCAGGAACAGAGCAAAAACAAGCCGAUUAUGUUUUGAAAAAAAUAUUUCUUUCUUCCUCUUAAAAAUGAAAAAAAUUACUUCACAAGAGAAAAAUAUUUCCCAAUUGUUACUAAAAUUUUCUCAGGAUUAUUUUUUAUCGACAAUUAAAUUUUAUAAAUAGCAAGAAAAACUUAUAAAAAAUAUAUUAUUUUUGUACAAAAAAAAAGAAAAAGUAAAAAAAAAAUUAGCCAGUGUAAGUAGUGUAAAAUAAUUGUGCAUAAUGUGUAAAAAAAAUCAACAAGGGUGCCGAGUAAUUUUUUGCAAAACUUUUUAAUCACGGCUGGCAGCAUCGUUUCCAAAGCAAAUCAAAUAAAAAAAGAUAUUUUAGACAAUGUUGUAAAAAUGUAA